AAUUUCUAUAAAUAGAAAUAAAAGAGAGAGCAAAGAGUUAUACGAAGAAGCUAGACAAUAACGAUGAAGAAAAUAGCUGUCGCAGUGAUGAUAAUUCUUUUCAUCUCUUCCCAUUUUGAGACGGCUCAACCGUCCGCUGCCGACUGCUUAGACGCUUGUACCACAGCCUGCGUUCAAAAAGACCAAAGGCUUAUGCAGCGGUGUGACCGCAAGUGCCAGAUUAAGUGCGAUCCAGAUUCAUACAGUGUCAAAAAUGGAAGGGCAGCACUGCAGCUUGAGAAUGAAAAUCUUCCAUAAAUGGAAAAUGAGAAGAGAAGACAAACAUCAUGGUGUAUAAUAUUGUGGUAUUAAUAAAAAUCUCAAUCUCGUUCGGUUAAAGACUUAAA
Messenger RNA from Mangifera indica (mango), 386 nucleotides. RefSeq lists its product as uncharacterized. Lineage: Eukaryota; Viridiplantae; Streptophyta; Magnoliopsida; Sapindales; Anacardiaceae. The record is from RefSeq and is a predicted model, not a curated record. The transcript has 3 exons. The coding region runs from base 64 to 297 and encodes 77 amino acids.